This is a messenger RNA of Eleginops maclovinus (Patagonian blennie), 1472 nucleotides long. RefSeq lists its product as uncharacterized. The record is from RefSeq and is a predicted model, not a curated record. Gene Ontology annotation, molecular function: oxidoreductase activity. The coding region runs from base 242 to 1111 and encodes 289 amino acids. Lineage: Eukaryota; Metazoa; Chordata; Actinopteri; Perciformes; Eleginopidae. The transcript has 6 exons.
AAACCGCCCAGAAGAUCACGUGACUGUCAUGUGAUCACGCUUAGCAGGAAAGACCAGUUGUAAACAUUAGAAAGUACUGAGAAGUAAUUUCACGUUUGCCUUUCUGAACUUUUGACUUUUUCUUAAGCACGUGAAACGCGACGAGCAAUUACCUACUGAUGCAUCACUUUUGAUUAAACGGAAAGCUUAAAAGUGUGUGAUAGACCAACAGUCCUAACAGGGUGCCAAAAAACACAAUCAGAUGUCUUCCUCCUCUUCACACUCUGUCCUCCUAAACACGGGGGUCCAGAUGCCCCUCCUGGGUUUGGGGACCUACAAGUUGGUGGGUCCUGAAGAUGUCUACCAGGCUGUGGAUGCAGCACUGGUGGCAGGCUAUCGGGCUUUUGACAGUGCAGCCGUCUACCGAAAUGAAGCUGACCUGGGCCGAGCACUGAACGAGCUUCUUCCGAAACACGGCUUAACCAGAGAGGAUGUGUUCAUUACAAGUAAGCUGGGCCCCAAGGAUCAGGGUGAGCGAGCGAUGGAAGGAGCCCUCCGCAGCCUCUCUCAGCUGGACCUGGACUACAUUGACCUCUACUUGAUCCACUGGCCAGGUACACAGGGUCUGGUAGUUGUUGACCAACGCAACCCAGGUAACAGAUCUCAGAGUUGGGCUGCUCUGGAGGAGCUGCAUGCCCAGGGGAAGCUGAAGGCCAUUGGAGUGUCCAACUACACACCAGCACACAUGAGGGAACUGAUGCAGAGCUGCAAAAUCCCUCCUGCUUUGCUGCAGGUAGAGUUUCACCCAAGGCUUUGCCAGACAGAGCUAAGGAGAGUGUGUGAGGAGUAUGGAGUGUGUUUCCAAGCAUACUCCUCCUUGGGGAAAGGAGAGCUCGUCACUGACCCUGUGGUCAUGGAGGUGGCAAAGAACUGUGAACGCACUCCUGCACAGGUCCUGUUGCGUUGGGCUGUGCAGCAGGGUGUCCCAGUGCUGCCAAAGUCCUCAAAUCCAGACAGAGUAAAGGACAAUUCAAGGCUUUUUGACUUCACACUGAGUGACACAGACAUGGACAGACUGUCAGCUUUGGACUGUGAGCACAAAUAUUGCUGGGAUCCAUCAGAAGUGGUUUGAUAGACCACAUAUUCACAAUGCCUCUUAAAUUUUGCUGUUGUUUAGCUCUGACUGGCAAAGAUGAAGUGGUGGCAAAGGUUAGAGUUUGGAUAUGGACAACUCAGUUACAUAAUAAAUGAACUGGGCGAAUAUGCAGUAUGUACUAAGCUUCUGAGAGUUCAGGUAGCACAUCAGAAAACAUUUACUUAUAAGUGUUCCUUUUUAAUUGUCAUAUGCCAUGAAACAUACAAUGUCUUUUAAGCCUUAUUGUGCUGCUUGAAGAGCAAAAAUGUGUAAUAAUUUUAAGACUAUUUCUAUAUUCUUUGGUGCCUAACACACUUUAAUUCAUAUACAAAAUCGUAAUAAAAAAAGAGAAAAACUG